Messenger RNA from Anas platyrhynchos (mallard), 4614 nucleotides. Lineage: Eukaryota; Metazoa; Chordata; Aves; Anseriformes; Anatidae. The record is from RefSeq and is a predicted model, not a curated record.
CCUCUCUAUAGGCGCCCGCCCGUCUCCAUGACGGCGCUCUAGGACCUCCCACGUCUCUAUGGCGGGCGGCGCUCUAGCCGCGGCCUCCCCCCCCUCUCUGUGGCCCCGCCUGGGGAGCGGGGGGCGGCGCCUGGCGGCGGCAAGGCAGCAGGCCCAGCCCCGCAGCGGAGGAGCGAUGCCCCCCGGGGACACCCCCCGGCACGGCCCCCACGGCCCCUCGGACACCGGGCCCCGGCUCUGCGCCCUCCUGUAGCUCCCCCAGGCCCAGGAAAACGAAGGAGCUGCGAAGCUGGCAGUGUCUGUGAUGUCUUCAUUAGGCUGCUUAAUUUAAUUGAAAAUUUUCUGUUGCUGGGAAGGGCUGGAAGGGGAAUCUGAUACCUGACAGCUGAGAUCUAAUAGAGCUGUCUGCCACAGCAGCGCAGGCCUUUCUCAGCAGGGGACGGCCGCUCUGCCUUUUGUUUCUUUUGUAAUUAAUAGGAUGUGGUGCCGGAGGCUGGCGUGCCUGCUGGGCCUGCCGUGCUGGCAGAGCCGACGUGCUGGGCAUGGCUCACUGGGGCUGCCCCACAGCACAAGGAUCGUCCCCACUGCUGCAGCUCGCUGCCACCACACGGCCCCGGAGUCCCUGAGCUGUGCCUGGCAGCUGCACGGCGAUCACCUGGAGCUCAGGUACGCAAACACGCUGAUGCGCUUCGAUUUCGUCUGGCUGCGGGACCACUGCCGCUCAGCUUCCUGCUACAACGCCAAGACGAACCAGCGCAGCUUGGACACGGCUAGCGUGGACCUGGGAAUCAAGCCCAAGGCUGUCCGAGUGGAUGAGACCACGCUCUUCCUCACGUGGCCGGACGGGCACGUUACGCGGUACGGGCUGGAGUGGCUGGUGAAGAACAGCUACGAGGGGCAGAAGCAGCGGGUCAUGCACCCGCGGAUCCUCUGGAACGCCGAAAUCUACCGCCAAGCCCAGGUCCCAUCCGUCGACUGCCGGAGCUUCCUGGAGACAGACGAGGGGCUGAAGGAGUUCCUGCAAAACUUCCUGUUGUAUGGGAUCGCUUUUGUUGAGAACGUCACUCCCACCAAAGAGGACACGCAAAUCUUAGCAGAAAGGAUCAGCUUAAUCAGGGAGACCAUUUAUGGCAGAAUGUGGUACUUCACCUCCGACUUCUCCCGGGGAGACACUGCCUACACCAAGCUGGCUCUGGAUCGACACACCGACACGACCUAUUUCCAGGAGCCCUGCGGCAUCCAGGUGUUUCACUGCCUCAAGCACGAGGGGACGGGCGGGCGCACGCUGCUGGUGGACGGCUUCUACGCGGCGGAGCAGGUUCUCCGGCAAGCCCCCGAUCAAUUUGAGCUGCUAAGCAAGGUGCCCCUGAAGCACGAGUACGUCGAGAACGUGGGCGACUGUCACAACCACAUGAUCGGAGUUGGGCCAGUCCUCAACGUCUAUCCCUGGAACAACGAACUUUAUCUGAUCAGAUACAAUAACUACGAUCGUGCAGUCAUCAACACGGUGCCUUACGAUGUGGUGCAUCGCUGGUACACCGCUCACCGCACACUCACCGCCGAGCUCAGGAGACCAGAAAAUGAGCUGUGGGUCAAACUGAAGCCAGGCAAGGCACUCUUCAUAGACAACUGGCGCGUCCUGCAUGGGCGGGAAGCGUUCACGGGGUACCGCCAGCUCUGUGGCUGCUACCUGACGAGAGACGACGUGCUGAACACCGCGCGCCUGCUGGGACUGCAAGCCUAGCGCCGGCCAGCCGCCGCGGGGAGGCAGAGCUCCGUGCUGCUGUGUCACCACGAGGAAGGCGUUGUACGUACCUCAGACACCUCCGCCCUCUCAGAGCAGUUCUCUCUGCCUGCCCGGGAGAGGGAGCAGGUGGCAGCCCAAGGUUAUGGGAGCUUUUUGGGACCGCGUUCUGCCUCUGUCCAAGCAGGGUCAGCUCGUGCUGUCUGUGCAGCCAGCCAGUUUGUCUCAGCUGCAGUGAAUCGGGGUUAAACACGCUGUGAGAAGUGCUCCCAGCACCUGUUGAUGUGAAGUGCUCCUCUGAUCAAGUGCCUUCAGGAUCUGAAAUCUGUUUCUUUCUGUUGUUCAGCCUUUCCUGUCAUUUCUAUGGUUUUUUUUUUUGUUUGUUUGGCAUAGCAGAGCAGAAUGGAUAUACCUGGGGUCUCGUCUCACCCCAGUCUGGACUUCACAACUUCUAGAAAAAAUGUAAAGUCAGGACUUUACACCUUCUAGAGAAUUUUUUUUCUCUAAAAAAAAAUUCCUUAUUUUGAUGGAAGUGCCACUACUCAAACUGAGGGCUGUUGGCAUGUAUCAGUGAAUUCCUUCCUCUUAAACAUACUGCGUACCCUUAUAACAGGCACUGAUACAAUCCGUGCUGCUUGAGGGGUGGCCUGGAAAGAGAAGCUCUUGUAGUUAGGGUAUUUCUGAAAAGGCUUACAGUAGAAGAAAAAGGGGAAGUAGUAAAAUCUGCAUGUUGGGAAGGAGAGAUGUGUUGGAUGAGGGGUGUAUUUCUCAUGUUUUCUUGACCUCAGUGAUGUAAUGCUGUCUGGUGUUCUUUCUGCCAGUUGCACCAUGCUUAUACUGAGAGUCAAGGCUCGACAGCUGCAGUGUUUACUGACAUUUCCCACUGUGCCUACUCUUUCAUCUUCUCUGAAGGCGGAAUUUGUCUUAGGGCAUCUUUACACUGGCUGCUGGAUGAGGCUGACUCUUUUUCACCAGAGUUUUCUCCAUAUGAAGGUAAUAAACACAGAGGUGCCUUUCAGCUCCUGGUGGUAGGGAGGAUAAAUUGGAGAGUUUGGCACACUGAACAACCGUAGUGUAAGGAACAAAAAUAAGUCCCAUAUUACUAGAAAAAUAGAAGCUGUAAAACCAAGAGAGGACUUUAGGUUUUAUUCUUCUGUUCUUCCUUAUCUUUGGGGAUAUCCACUCUGCUCUGACUGGACCUGAAAACAGGGCUGGUCCUGUUCCCUCCUGGCUUUCCUGUGCAAGCAAAAUGCUGUCAUGCCUAAGGUACAAGUGCAGUGCAGAUGCACGUGUGCUAAACCUGCUGCCCUCAUUGAAUCUAAAUACUGAAUGUAUAGAUCCUAGUGCUAGGAGGCACUCUUAAAAGCUUCUGUUCUUGUGGACUGAGCUACCUUAUGCUGUCUUCUGCAGCAUGCCCUGCCUGCAGGGAGCCGUCAGGAGAUGAAAGGGGUUUCAGAGCCAAGGCUCAGGAAGCUGUUGAUCCGAGGACACGUAAGGAAGUGAAAACUGGGCCACAUGGCAGCAGGCACAGAGCGAGCUGGCUUCUGUCAGGUCCUGUUCUCACAAGGGCUGAGGAUGGCAGCCUCAGGCAUGGGCAGGAGCUUGAGUUUUCCUCUAGGCUGAGCCACUGGGUUCCUCAAGCAGCCUCCAGUAUACAUUACUUCUGUUACUUUCUUUGCCAAACACUUGGUUUAUAGCUUCUCCUUAGAUGCCAGUUAUGCCAGCGUAACUCGAGUAUGAAGUUUUGGAAGUCUUCAUUAAUCUUGAAGUAGCAGCCCCCUGUGGUUACGUACGCUUCUCGCACAACCCAUCUCAGAUGCUCCAGGGUGGUUCCACCUUGUACUUCUGGGUGAAGCCAAGGCCUGGAGCAUGUGAGGAGAGGUCGUGACAAAACCAGCCUCUGUUAAAUGGCACAGGAGGGGACAAAAGAGCCUGAUCAGUAUUUCAAAACCUGUUGAGGGUUCCUGAGUGGCUCUUGUCUCCCUGUGCUCCCUGAGAAUAAGAGGGAAAAACACUUGGGUUCAUGUGGAACCCAUCCCUUAGUCACUGAGACCAGCUUUACCUUCCUCUGUGCAGGGGAUCUCCGUUUUUAUCAGCUGCAAGCCAAAAAUCCGCUGCUGCCCUGAGGUGGAGCGUGCAGGACUGUGGCUAUCACAAGGGAGAACUGACCAAACCGUGUUGACAAUUGUAGCGAUACCUGUGCCUUUGGUGAGGAACGUGGUUAUGGUACCUGCCUCCCGCUGAGCGGUGUGGGGCUGCCAAGAGCUGUGGUCUUCAGCAACCAGACUCCUCUUCUGAGCCACCUCCAAGCCAGCGCAGUCCUCAAGGUGAUUGUGUCAUGCGUUUGGGGGAAAAUUAUCCACCAUGAAUGUAGCAGACACACAUUUUCUCAUAGGUGUUCAGCUUAAUUUAGCCACUUCAAUAAUAAAAUGGGGAGGGGAGAGAGCUUUCUUCCCCCUCUUCCCCUCUUCCCAAGUGGACUAAGUUCUUCCUAAGCAUCUUGUGAGCAGCAAAGCCUUAUUUGUAGAAACAGGAGUUCUGGGCAAUUGCAGUCUGAUGUGGAUAUCUGUUGCAGAACUGGUUGUUUGCUGUAAUGAGAUCGGAUCAGUUUUUAUAAUCCAGCUCUUUCAGUCCUUUCAGCCAAUAAAUGAUGAACUGCUUCCUUCUCCCUCCCCGUGCACUAGGGUACCACUGUAUGUGUUUUUAAGACAUUUUUCAAAGGUAAGAAAUGGAGUAAGUGGUGAUGUAUUUUACUAAAUGAGUUACAUAGUGGUCAGGUUAACAAGACCUAUAUUUCAAGCAGUCUUGAAGUCUGUAUUACCCAUCAAAGGUGAAAUAAAUCUGAGAGGGGUAAAUCAAUGCGUCUCCAA